This is a messenger RNA of Cercospora beticola, 1969 nucleotides long. RefSeq lists its product as uncharacterized. Lineage: Eukaryota; Fungi; Ascomycota; Dothideomycetes; Mycosphaerellales; Mycosphaerellaceae. The record is from RefSeq and is a predicted model, not a curated record.
AAGCAAAACAGGAACUAGAAUGAACAUUGCGUACUAUCAGCCAUCUUCGCUCGCAACCGCAACAUCGACCACAACAGCGACGGCGACAACGACGCCGAGAUUGCGCGCUAUCGCCUGCGCCCUUCUGUCACCAUCGCAUCGCCGUCACUGCUGCCGCUGUCAUCCGCGCCGCCGUCGCCGUUCCUCCACCGCCGCGCACGACCGUAUCUCAGUUACCCAAUCAGCGUCCUCGGACAAACAGACCAAUCAGACAACUGAGUAACACAAUGGGCGACUCUCGGCUCCUUUCGCUUCCAGAAGAGCUGGUCGCGUCUAUCGCCGAACUCGUCCCAGUGGACAGCAUCUUGAACCUCGCCCUCUCAUGCUCAGCAACCUUUCGCCACGUCGAGCAGCGGCUCGAACAAAAUCAGAGACUCCAUGCAGAGUUCAAAAUCCAGCACGACAGACUACCGUUGACGUCGGCAACUCUCCUACGUCGGGCUAUCAGUGAUCCAGAUGCCAUUUGGCAUCUACGAGCCUUUGAAUCAUGGGGUAUCAGACCAGGCUUCGAGAAGUGGAAGUCAUGGUCAUACACAUGGGAGGACCUUUACAACAAAGCCGAUGGAACGAUUGAGUGCUAUGAAGAUCAUUCUACCCUGGACGCGAAGUUCUACCAGCCAGUUGAAUUGGUAGACUACAGGAUGAUCAUGAUGGACAAGCUCCAUAUGUCUCCAGAAGAAACCUACAAGUGGACAGAGAGGAUUCGAGAUGGUUGGGACGAGCCCAUCAAGGGCAUGUUGUUCGCGCUUGCACCCAGACUUGAUCGCCUCAAUUUUCUCAAAUACGAUGACGAAAGCAUCGAGUUUGGCGAAGAGGAUCCCCUCAUCUUCCUCUGCACAGCAGUUCGAUCUGUAUAUGACUCCUUGACAAUUGGUGCCGUUUGGCCCCCUGGAUUUACCUCACUGCGCAUGGUCUCGAUCUGCAGCUACACGGAGUGGAGACACAACCAAGAUGCUUUCUAUGCCAGUCCGUCAAGCGUUGCUUGCCUAUUUCUGCUACCGAACAUCAAGGUCCUGAAUCUUUCACACGUGGGACAGGGGCGUGACGAAGACUCAGACUAUGUCUUGCUACCAGGCAGUUCUUCUGUCGAGGCGCUCGGCUUCUGUUUCGUGGGCAUGACGCUACAAGCACGCAUUAUGUUUAUUCAAGCGUGCAGGCGAUUGUUGUCCUUCAAGUCUGUCGACUCGGAUAUGAGCAACUGGAACGAGAGGUCGGAGCUCUGGCGUGCACUGUCAAAGCAGCACGGUCCAUGGCUCGAGAGCUUGUCUCUGGAAGACAUUGGUGGACUUCUACCUGAGAUCUCAACUAGCUUCCCUAAGCUCAAACAACUUGACUGCCUCCGAGCAGCGGAUUGGGACCGUGACUACAAGACCUUUAUUUGGACUAAUCCACCUCCACUCCCCAAGAUACAAGCGACGCUGGAGGCUGAGAGCGAGGAGCAUGACGAAACGACAGCCCCACUCGAUCUCAGGACAGCGCUUCCGUUUACAAUCGAGCGUCUGGCUAUUUCCUCGGACCCAGGAAGCAUGGUGACCACAGUGGUGAGCAAAAAAGCCAUGCGCGCAUUAGCAGAGCUCGCAGAAGACGAGCGCUUCCAAAGCCUGAAAGAAAUAUGCUUGUACAGUGUGGGGCAUGGAGCCAUGGGCUGUGAUCCUGUGCAACCAUAUGAUGAUUCUUUCGCUCGUUUGCGCGCACGGAACAUCGAUAUUCACCGUGAUUGCGACUACAAGGAGCACGACAAGAUCCACAACGAUGGAGAUCCUCUCUUCUUCACGAACGAGACAGAACCAACUGAUUGUCCCCCGGACGAAUAAUGAAGUGUGACAGUGGCUGGAAGCUAUGGCUCGGGCGUUGAAUGAUGCUAGAUACAUGCAACAAGUACUCUAAGUCGCCACCACAAGACAAAUUUCGUCCCGAUUCGUCUUCUGCC